AUGCGCGCUUCUUGUAACGGGGCUGGACUACAAGCCGUUCUCAGCGAGGUGAGCCGAGGAGAGGGCGAAUUCGCCGCGCAUCCCGCCGUUCAGUACGCUGAGCCUCGCACCGUGAUUCCCGGACCCUGUUCACUUAACGAGCUGGACGGCAAUUCCCUGACAUCGUCGGAUUGUAGUUUAGAGCCGUCAUAUGCACUUAAUUUAAUACUCCCACACGUCUGGAGCCAGUCUGCCUUGCACAGCCGCCGCAUACGCGACCACAUCCAUGCCAACUGUAGCAGCAGUCGUGCGUCUCGUGUGCUGGAUAAUAAAAGCAAUGCUCGCGGGGAGAAUUCGCUGCCGAUGGGAAGCACUGCGUCCGCCGCGCUAGGAUUUUUGCAGAGAGACUGUGACCGUCGCAUGCAGUGCAGCCAGUGCAAAGAGGGGGGUGCUGACGCCAGCUUGUUGGAUGAAGGGAUGAACGGGAUCUCUCACACAUUGGAGACUGAGGCGCUGCACUAUCAACAGGAAGCAACAUCAGUAUCAGCCACAAGGCAUCCACUGAUAAUUGCAAUAGAAAGGACGGGGAAGGAGGAUCCCAAGGCAGGAGGGGAGGGGUUAAAAUGGGACAAAGAUGUAGGAAAGGGACUGCAGAAGAAAGAGGAAAGGGGGAACAGGAAUGUCCCUUACCUGGGAUUGCUGAUGAGCCCUUCCAGUAACGAGUCGCAUUCACAAGAGGAGGAAUUUGUGAGAACUGCCAGGCAAGUGCUGUAUUCCAUCCGCUGUCACGGAUUAGACAACGACUUUCCUGUGGUAGACCAAUCUAGCAUUGUAGACUGCGCGACCCGUCAUUCCUCGAACAAGGCCCCGAUUAUAUCUGAACAGCGCCAUCCGCCCAGCAUGACGCUGCGACUUAGCCAACCCGCAAUCCUCCUCCGCUCCCCGCUCCUCCCGCUGCUCCUCUCGUCCCUCCUCGCGUCGCUCACGACUCUCUCGGCCCGCGCGGGAAGCGUGAGCGACGACGAGGCGGCGCUCAUCGCGUUCAAGCAGGCCAUCCACGUGGACCAUCUCAACGUCCUCGAAUCCUGGACGUCCGAUCGCCCAAUCUGCUCCUGGGAGGGCGUCACCUGCCGAAGCGCGGCCCCGCAGCGCGUCAUCGGCCUGACCAUCUCGCAGGGCUUCCUCGAAGGUUCGCUAACGCCGGAGAUCUCGAAGCUGGAUCAACUGAGGAGGCUACACUUAGACGGCGGCAUGCUUAUGGGGAAUAUUCCGCCGCAGGUGGCGCAGCUCCGCUGGUUGACGAGCGUCGACUUGAGCAGUAACCACCUGACUGGCGAAAUCCCUCCCAACUUCUCUCUCCUUAGCAACCUGCACAAUCUCGCCCUCCGUUCCAACAAUAUCUCAGGGUCAAUUCCCCCAGAAAUUUUCCGCCUCCCGAAACUCGAGACGCUCGCCCUUGACAUCAACAACCUGACGGGUGGGCUGCCCGACGGUCCAGGCAGCUACAGCCCGAGCCUCGUCUCCCUCAGCGUCGGCGUCAACUACCUCUCCGGACCUAUUCCCAAGGCUCUCGGCGACUUGCCGAACCUGGUUCAGCUCGACCUGCACCAGAACUCGUUUUCCGGACCUAUUCCGCCUGAGCUCGGCGCGCUUGGGAAACUGGAGUACCUCGAUAUUAGCAGUAACCAGCUGACUGGUGGUAUACCACAUGCCCUGGCAGGGCUUUCGUCGCUUCAGGCAGGAAUUUUCUCGAACAACCUGCUGAGCGGCGUGGUUUCGCAGCCGUUUUUGGCGGGAGUUGCCUCCACUAUAGACGUCCUCGAUGUAGGCAGAAACACGUUUACGGGAUCGAUUUCGCGGUUUGCAACGCUGACGAAUGCGGUGUACAUCGAGCUGAGUAGCAACAAAUUCGUGGGGGGGAUCACGAAGGCGUUCGGCGCAAUGCCGAACCUGCAGCAGCUGGGUCUGUCCGAUAACGAGCUGACAGGUGGCAUUCCCGCGUCAAUCACUGAGUCGAGUAGCCUCGUUGUGUUCUCCGCAGAUCGCAACAAGCUGAUAGGAAGCAUCCCCCCCUUCCGCUGCACCAACACAGGAUUCAUGGCUCUCACCGUGUCUGGAAAUUCCUUCCAUGGAGGCAUCCCCCGCAGCCUCGCCAGCUGUAACAGCAGCCUCUACGUUCUCGACGUCAGCCACAACAACCUCUCUGGCCCAAUCCCUCUCUUUCUCGCGGAAUUGGUCGAGUUACGGAACCUCUCGCUUGGUUAUAACAACUUCUCCGGGGGUAUACCUUACAAGUUGGGGUUUCUUGACAACUUGGUGUCCCUGGACCUGUCAUGGAACCACCUAGAAGGCCCCCUGAAUGCGCUGCUUCCGCUGAAGCCUCUGGAUGACCUGCAGCUUGCAGGAAACAAUCUGACUGGCCAGAUCCCUUAUGCGUAUAGGCUGUUUCCAAAGGCAUCUUUUCAGCCUGGGAAUCCUGGGCUCUGUGGGGGUCCUUUGCCAAACAGGUGCCCUCCACGUGUUGUGGACUAA
Messenger RNA from Closterium sp. Yama58-4, 2511 nucleotides. The record is from the annotation of a GenBank genome assembly. Lineage: Eukaryota; Viridiplantae; Streptophyta; Zygnematophyceae; Desmidiales; Closteriaceae.